AUGGGAGAGAGUGCAGCCACCAAUAACCACCACCAGCACGACCAAGUAUUUAACAUUUCUGUCGACGUGCCACCACAUUUAAGCUCCAAGUGUAUUGAUGAUGAUGGUCGACCCCAAAGAACCGGGACUGUUUGGACUGCCAGCGCACACAUAAUAACUGCGGUUAUUGGAUCCGGAGUGCUUUCUUUGGCAUGGGCUAUAGCACAGUUGGGAUGGAUUGCUGGUCCAACAGUGAUGUUCUUAUUCGCCUUUGUGAUUUAUUACACCUCAACUCUCCUGGCUGAUUGUUACCGGUCCGGAGAUCCCCUAUUUGGCAAGAGAAACUAUACUUACAUGGAUGCUGUUCGAUCCAAUCUUGGCGGUUCUAAAGUAAAGUUAUGUGGCCUAAUUCAGUAUAUGAAUAUCUUUGGAGUGGCCAUCGGAUAUACGAUUGCAGCAUCUAUAAGUAUGAUGGCUAUCAAAAGAUCCAAUUGCUUUCAUGAAAGUGGAAGAAAAAAUCCAUGUCACAUGUCAAGCCUCGGAGUUGCGAAAGUUGCAGCUAAUGGAACCAUAGGAGGUAGUUUCACUGGAAUAAGCAUUGGAACUGUGACUCAAACACAAAAAAUAUGGAGGAGUUUCCAAGCUCUGGGGAACAUUGCUUUUGCAUACUCAUUUUCAAUCAUCCUCAUUGAAAUUCAGGACACAGUCAAGUCCCCACCAUCAGAGGCAAAAACAAUGAAGAAAGCCACACUCAUAAGCACUUCUGUAACAACACUCUUCUACAUGCUGUGUGGCUGCAUGGGCUAUGCAGCAUUCGGAGACCUUUCCCCCGUUGCUGCAGCAGCUGGUUCCAUUGCUGGUGUGGUGCUUGAUCUUAAGAAAGAAGUCCACAAGAGGAGAAACUAUUAUGAGGGGUGGAGAGAAGUAGUGAGGAGGGUGUUUAUGAAUGGUGGUUCAAUAAGGAGAAUAUUGGGAUUCAGUAGGACCGGGAUUGCAGGGUCCAAGAGCGACAUUUGGCUUUUUGGUGCUUGCUAUGGAGUUGCUCAAGAUGAGGAUGAUGCUAAUUAUUCGUGUUCUGAUUCAACUCAGAACGACGGAUAUGCUGCUUUUGUUGAUGAUUUCUCGUCGCGGAUUUUGAUCACAUACAGGAAAGGGUUUCUGCCUAUUGGAGAUUUGAAAGCAUUCCUUAUUCAUAAAUUAGGAAGAUCGUGGAGGAAAUCUCUGCAUAAGAUAUGUUCGCAUCGUCAUAUUGAUGCGAUUCUAAUUAUGCAGCCACUUGAUCAAAGUUACAUUGAAAUAUUGCUUCUUUUUGGGGAUUCCGAGGACUCACCUUACUCUAUCCAUAAUCUUCUCCAAGCUGGAAAAGCUUAUGGCCUUGCUUCAGGAUCAUGGGUAGGCCCAUAUGCCAUGUGCCGUACCUGGGAAAGUUUGAUUCGUAGUAAGAGGGAUGGGACUAAUUAG
This is a messenger RNA of Fraxinus pennsylvanica, 1440 nucleotides long. The record is from the annotation of a GenBank genome assembly. NCBI's taxonomy places the organism in Eukaryota, Viridiplantae, Streptophyta, Magnoliopsida, Lamiales, Oleaceae.